Rotaria sp. Silwood1 is the source of this 4179-nucleotide messenger RNA. NCBI's taxonomy places the organism in Eukaryota, Metazoa, Rotifera, Eurotatoria, Philodinida, Philodinidae. The record is from the annotation of a GenBank genome assembly.
AUGACUCCAAAUCCAAUACAAUAUAAUUUUGGUCCUCGAUCUGUUGCUACCGGCAACUUCGAUAAUGAUAAUUGGCCAGAUAUUGCUGUUGCCAAUUACAUAGCUGAUAACAUAGGUAUUUAUUUUGGAAAUGGGGAUGGUACGAUGGGAAGUCCAGUCAUGUAUUCGACCGGUUCGGACUCCGCUCCAUACAUGAUUGCUGUUGGUGAUUUCGAUAGCAAUCAUCGACUGGAUAUCGCUGUUGCAAAUUUCGGCACAAACAGUAUUGGUAUACUUUUGGGAUUUGAAAACAGAUCUUUUUCAAAUCAAACAGUGCUAUCAACUGCAUCAUCUCGUCCUAUCUGGGUUCACAUAACUGAUCUCAAUAAUGACACAGCAUUAGAUAUCAUCACUACUAACUAUGGCACACACAGCAUAAGUGUAUUUUAUGGAUAUGGAAAUGGAAGCUUUUCAACACCAAGCACGUACUCUACAGGCUAUGAUUCUUUUCCGUUUGCAGUUGUUAGUGGCGAUUUCAACAAAGAUGGAAAGACAGACCUUGCGCUCGCUAAUUUUGGUACAAACACUAUAGGUAUACUCCUAGGACGUAGUGACAAUACGUUUGAACAUCAACGCACAUUUUCGACUGGUCCUAAUUCCAAUCCAUACUCGCUUGCUGUUGGCCAUUUAAAUGAUGACACUAUGUUAGACAUCGCUGUCACUAACUAUGGGAAUAAAAGUGUGAAUAUAUUUCUGGGUCGCGAUGACGGAACUUUUAUAAGUCCAACAACAUAUUUACUUGGCACUGCUUCUCCAUAUACCAUUGGCAUUACUGACUUCAACCAAGACCGACAUAUGGAUUUAAUCGUCACCAAUAAAGGCACUGACAAUAUAGGUAUACUUCUCGGAUACGGAGAUGGCUCUUUCAGAAAUGUUAUAAAGUAUAGUACUGGCUCUACUUCUACAGUUUCCCUUGCCAUAGAUGAUUUUAAUAGAGAUAAUCGUUUAGACAUAGUCGUCAUCAAUAAUGACACAAGUAGCAUAGGUAUUCUACUUGGUUAUACCAAUGUCUCUGUUGAAAAUCGAAUGACAUAUUCAACUGGCUCUUAUCCACAAUUUGUAGCUAUUGGUGAUUUUAAUAACGAUGCCCAAUUGGAUAUCAUUGUUGUUAAUAGUCUCAGUGACAAUCUAAGUGUAUUUCUGGGAUAUGGCAAUGGGUCUUUUGUAUAUCAAGGCACAUAUUCAGUUGGUACUUUCCCAUCCUCAAUAGCUGUUGGCGAUUUUAACAAUGACACUCGAUUGGAUAUUGUCGUUACUAAUAGUUGGAGCAACAUUCUAAGUGUACUUCUUGGAUAUGGCAAUGGGUCUUUUGCAAAUCAAACUCAAUAUUUAACUGGGUCUGAUUCACAAUCUGUAGCUGUUGGUGAUUUUAACAACGACAACCAUUUGGAUAUUGUUGUUGCUAAUAGUCAAAAUAACGCUGUGGGUAUACUUCUCGGAUAUGGUAAUGGCUCUUUUGCUGAUCAAAGGACAUAUUCAAUUGGCUGGUAUUCAAAAUCUGUAGCUGUUGGUGAUUUUAAUAACGACAACCAAUUGGAUAUCAUUGCUGCUCAUUAUGCUUCGGAAGGCGUUGUAGGUGUACUUCUCGGAUAUGGCAAUGGUUCAUUUUCAAAUCAAGUAACAUAUUCUGUUGGUUCUUUACCAUCCUCGAUAGCUGUUGGCGAUUUCAACAAUGACAACAGAUUAGAUAUCGUUGUUGCUAAUACUAUGGACAACACUGUAAGUGUUCUUUUGGGAUAUGGCAACGGAUCUUUUGCUAAUCAAACGACAUAUUCCACUAGCUAUCGUUCCUAUUCUCUAGCUGUUGGAGAUUUUAACAAUGACACUCGACUGGAUAUUGUCGCUACUCAUUAUCUUUGGGAUGGCACUGUAAGCGUACUUCUCGGAUAUGGUAAUGGUUCAUUUGCAAAUCAAGUGAAAUAUUUAGCUGGUGCUGUACCAUGCUCGGUAGCCGUUGGUGAUUUUAAUAACGACAUCAGAUCGGAUAUCGUCGUUACUAAUCGUGAUAAUAACACUAUUACUGUUCUGCUUUUGUAUGACAGAGGAGCUGUGUCAAACGAAAUCACAUUUGCACCUAGCGAUGGUGCUCGUUUGAGAAGUAUUGGCGUUUAUGAUUUCAAUAAUGAUGAUCAACUGGAUAUCGCUGUUGCUAAUUAUGGCACGAAUAGCAUAGGUGUCGUUCUUGGACAUGGCAAUGGCACUUUUGAGAACCAAAUGAUGUUCUCGUCGGGUUUAAAUUCUCGUCCUCAAUCGAUCACUUUUGGUGACUUCAAUAAUGAUAGUCAAGUGGAUAUUGCGGUAGCGAAUUAUGGCACUAAAAAUGUUGGACUGUUGCUGAGAAACAGGAGCGUAGCGUUUGAAACUCAACGUAAUUACGGCAAUGGUUACGCCUUCGCUCCAUGGUUUAUUGCUGCCGGUGAUUUCAACCAUGAUGAACGUUUGGAAAUUGUUGUCGCAUAUGAUGACACUGACAACUUAGAUGUUCUUGUUGCAUUUGAUACGGGAUCUUUUGCAAAUCCAACGACAUAUUCAACCGCCUCUUAUCCAAAAUCUGUAGCUGUUGGUGAUUUUAACAACGACAAAUGGUUGGAUAUCGUCGUCGGUAAUUGUGAGGACGACACUGUGGGGAUACUUCUCGGAUAUGGCAAUGGCUCUUUUGCAACCCAAAUCAGAUAUUCAACUGGUUCUUGUCCAUUUUCUAUAGGUGUCGGUGACUUUAACAACGACAAUAGAUUGGAUAUCGUCGUUGUUAAUGCUAGGGACGACACUCUAAGUGUGCUUCUCGGAUAUGGCAAUGGUUCGUUUGCAAAUCAAACUCAAUAUUCAACUGACUUUUCUCCAACAUCUGUAGCUGUUGGUGACUUUAACAAUGACAACAGCUUAGAUAUCAUCGUUGUUAAUUAUUUGGACGAUAUUGGAACUGUACGUCUCGGAUAUGGCAAUGGUUCUUUUGCCAAUCCAAUGACGUAUUCAACUGGCUCCUAUGCAAAAUCUGUAGCUGUUGGCGAUUUUAACAACGACACUCAGUUAGAUAUCGUUGUUGCUAAUAGUGGCAGCGACAAUCUAAGUGUACUUCUGGGAUAUGGCAAUGGGUCAUUUGCAAAUUCAGUGACAUAUUCUACUGGUUCUUCACCAUCCUCGACAGCUGUUGGUGAUUUUAACAACGAUGACCAAUUAGAUAUCGUUGUUUCUAAUUCUGAGGACAAUACUGUGAGUGUACUUCUGGGAUAUGGAAACGGAUCUUUUGCUAAUCAAACAACAUAUUUAACUGGCUCUUCGCCAAAGCCUGUAGUCGUUGGUGAUUUUAACAACGACAAAAGGUUAGAUAUCCUCAUUGUUAAUUCGAUUUGGGACGGCAGUGUAGGUGUGCUUCUCGGAUAUGGCAAUGGUUCAUUUGCAAAUCAAGUGACAUAUUCUGUUGGUUCUUUACCAUUGUCAGUAGCUGUUGGUGAUUUUAACAAUGACAACAGAUUAGAUAUCGUCGUUGCAAAUUCUGAGGACAACACCGUUAGUGUACUUCUUGGAUAUCACAAUGAAGCGUUUGAAAAACAAAUGACGCUCAUUACUGGCAAUAGGUCUCGACCGAGUUCGUUUGCUAUUGCAGAUUUUAAUAAUGACAAUCAAACAGAUAUUGCAGUCGUUAAUUCGGGCACUGACAAAAUGGGUAUUUUUCUCGGAUAUGGCAAUUAUUCUUUCACAAAUCAAGCGACAUUUUUAACUGGCUCUAUUCCAAACUCUAUUACAGUUGGCGAUUUCAACAAGGACGCGAUAGUUGAUAUCGUUGUUGUCAAUCGUGGUGACGACAGCGUUGGUAUAUUUCUUGGAUGGGGUAAUGGUUCCUUUUCAGGCCAAAAGACGUUUACGACCGGUUCUAACUCUCAACCUUGUGCAGUUGCCGUUGGAGAUUUCAAUAACGACAGUUUACUGGACAUUAUCGUCGCCAAUUAUGCAACCAAUAACGUAGGUGUAUUGUUUGGACAUGGUAAUGGCUCAUUUGCAGGUGUUAAGAUUUUCUCAACCGGUUAUGGGUCUUUUCCAUUCACGGUUGCCAUUGGUGAUUUUAACAAUGACGAAAGGCUGGAUUUUGCCGUCGCCAACGAAGGUACUGACAAUUUAAAAAUCUUCUUACAGACUUGUUAA